Molecule: messenger RNA, 893 nt
Organism: Phyllotreta striolata
Lineage: Eukaryota; Metazoa; Arthropoda; Insecta; Coleoptera; Chrysomelidae
Source: the annotation of a GenBank genome assembly
AUAACAACCUAAUAAGAGACAAAUUUUUUAGGUUAGGAUUGUAAAUUGUGGUUUUGUUUAUGGGGUAAUUAUGAAUAAUAUAUGCCGAAAUGUGCUAAAUUCAAGAAACAUAACCAUUUUACUAAACCGUACCUUGACAACAAGUGUCUCGAUUAAUAGAACUCUUUCUAGUAUUUCAAAGAAAUCCCCAGUUGUGGUACAAAAUAACUUCUUCGCUCAUAGUACAAGAUGUUACUCGGAUUCCCCGCCGCCACAGGACAACAAACUGCCCAAAUUGUUACCCGAUUUCCCUAUAGUCGUUUGGCCUUCCUUUUUUUACACCAUUAAAAACUUCAUUCUUUUCAAUUUCAUCAUCAAGCCUUACUUAGACAGGGACUUUAACCUUCCAGACUUUGUCGGAGCUUCUAAAAAAGCUGUCGAGGUGGUAUCGAGGAGAGUAGCCGAAGGAGAUGUAAAAUCACUGGACGGUUUAGUUACAAAUGAUGUCAUUUCCAACGUCCAGCAAGCUAUAUCAAUGAUGUCUCUAUCGCAGAGAGAAGAAAUUGCAAUCGAAUCUGACGAUAUAUAUUUUUCGUUCCCUUACCAGGUAGGAAUAAUAUUUAACGAAGAAGAAGGUAAGGAGCAGAAACGAUUCGUGGAAAUAACUAUGGUGUAUCACACGCUCAAAGGAUUGUCCAGCAUGAGAUCCAGAGGCGAAGAGCCGCCGAUGAGUUUGGGCAUGAUGCCUGAAUACCAAAAACGUAUAUCGAUUUGUAAUUACAGAUUUAUAAGGGAAUUUACAAAGGGCGUCAACGACGAGUGGACCGUUAACUUACUGAACCAUUUCAAACCAGCCGACAACAAUUGAUAGUAAAAUUUAAUUUGGAUUUAAAAGAUUAAACGUUUUCAUUUCA